GCCUUCAAUGUUAACUUGAAAUCGGUACAGAAAUGAUCACCAUUCAUCAGGAUUAUUUCAGUGCGGACGACAAAAAUGUGUUAUGGUAAGAUGUUAUGGUAUGUAGCCAUAACGACUCUUAAGUUCAAUAACAUAUCGAUCGUGGCCUGAUUCAAUGAGGAAAAUCUGGGUGUUUGGGAAUCAGCGAAGCGUAGUAAAAUACAGAAGAAGGUACUCCAGAGGUCAUCGUUUCUAUUUUGCUCUGUUGUCGUCUCAGUUCUAAGCUGGUUUGCUGCAUCACUCGAAGCAUAAUGGACAAUGGACAAAACCAACCCUCGCCAUACCCACCUGGUCAGGUGAAUCAACAACAAGCAGGCUACCCACCACCUCAGCCAGGCUAUGGUGGGGCACUCCCUCCACAGCAAUAUCCAGGUUAUCCACAACCUCAGCAACCCAACACUGUCCCGCCACAAGGAUAUGGGGCCCAGCCCCCUCAACAGCAACCUGGUGCAUAUCCACCUACAAAUAGUAUUACAGUGCAAUGGUAUGGAGCUGUGCCCCCUCAGCAGCAACCAGGGGCAUAUCCGCCUACAAAUGGUACUGCACUGCAGCAAGGUGUACCCCCUCAGCAGCAACGUGUACCCCCUCAGCAGCAACGAGGGGCAUACCCAUCUACAAACGGUGCUCUACCAGCGUCGGAAGGCCAGGUAGGUGCACCGCAAGGCCAGGCACCUCCCCAGCUAGCAGCCUGGGCACCUUCAUCAAAUGAGGCUAAUGAACCAGGUUACAAAUGGGAUGAUGGUCCUGACUCCGACCCUGAAGACGAUGACAAUGCUCAAGAAAAAGUCACUGAACUUCCUUCAAACCCUAACUUCACUCCAGUUCCUGGCUAUGAAAGUGUCAUGUUUGCUGAUGAAAAACCAGAAGAAUGUCACAACUGUUUUUCAAGAGGCUUUGUCAGAUGUGGACGUUGCCAUGGAAGAGGAAGGGUUCGCUGUACUUCCUGCCAUGGAUCAGGGCAAAAACACGUUCAUAGGGACGGGGAAAUGGUCACCACCACUUGUCAUUCAUGUCAUGGUAAUGGAAGAAAAAGGUGCUUCCGAUGUGGCGGUGAUGGACGUAUUACCUGUCCCAUUUGUGAAGGGUGUAGGCAGUUACGAUUCUUUAUCAAACUGUUCAUUAAUUACACCAACCACCUAAGUGAUUAUAUUUAUGAGAAAACAGAUUUGCCUGAUCACCUGAUUCGAAAUGUGAAUGGCCAAAAUUUGUUUGAGCAGACUUUAGAAUAUGUUUGGCCAAUCUCUCAGUACACUGUGCCUGAGAUAAACCAGAAUUCCAUUCGUAUAACUGAGGCGCAUCGUUCUGCUUGGCCAAAUGAGAGGCAGCUUCAGCAGCGUCAAAUUCUCCGGGCUGUUCCUGUCAGUGAAGUUCAUUACAAGUGGAAGGAUGUAGACUCACGAUUUUGGGUCUAUGGUUUUGAGAAUGAUGUUUAUUGUCCAGACUAUCCUCAAACUUGUUGUUGGGGUUGUAAUAUCCUCUAAAUCUGCAUAAUCUUCUACUAUAAACUAAAAAAAGUUAAAUUUAACGUAAGUUUUAACUCUUACAUGUCUUGUAAUGAUAUUAUGUGUACAGUAGUGACUUCACCCAGGAUACUUUAAUUUUGUUUUUAAUAUAAAGUUAAAAAUAACCUAUACUAACCUAUAACCUAUAACCUAUACUAACC
This is a messenger RNA of Anneissia japonica, 1702 nucleotides long. Its product is annotated as protein SSUH2 homolog. Gene Ontology annotation, molecular function: heat shock protein binding. The record is from RefSeq and is a predicted model, not a curated record. Bases 291 to 1520 code for a protein of 409 amino acids. Lineage: Eukaryota; Metazoa; Echinodermata; Crinoidea; Comatulida; Comatulidae. The transcript is spliced from 10 exons.